Molecule: messenger RNA, 2235 nt
Organism: Coniosporium apollinis CBS 100218
Lineage: Eukaryota; Fungi; Ascomycota; Dothideomycetes
Exons: 2
Coding region: 1-2235 (744 amino acids)
Biological process (GO): silent mating-type cassette heterochromatin formation
Cellular component (GO): SHREC complex; rDNA heterochromatin
Source: RefSeq, a predicted model, not a curated record
AUGACCUAUUCGAGAUCGUCAGUUUCUAUCGGCGCUUUCGACAUGGUAGUCGUCCCAAUCAACUCAGGCUCCGAUGGUGAUCCUUCGCACCGACCUACUGUGGCUACUCACUGGCCGAUUGAUCCCCCAACUAUCUACCUCGAGAAGCUCGCAGCGCUAUGGAUGACAAGCCGAGGGGAAACCGUGCCUGGUGAGACGUACAUCUUGGACAGACUUCCCGAUGGCUACGCCCUGUAUGGGAAGCCGCGGCCAGGCAACCCGAAAUUGGUCGACAAGUGGCUGUUUGGCCACCCGAGCAAGAGGUAUUUCGAUUCGCCGAACAGGUUCUUUCCACAUUUCUUGCACCUCAUGGACAACGAUGGCGACAGCUUUGGAUGUCCCUGCACAGUUUGUGCCGCAGUAGGAGGUAGAAUUCCGAUUAUUGAGUCUAAGGAUCCCAAGCUUUCUAGGCCGCUUCAAGUCUCUGGCGGAGCUGGUCCGAAGCCGCUAGGAAGACCCAAAAUGCUGUACACAGGCAAAACGGAUGAUGAAGGCAAUCCAGAUGUAUACCGAAAUCUGAUAGACAAGAUGAAAGGGGAGGGCAGCGUCGACGAACCCGUUCAGGAGAACAUGUCCAUGGAUUGGCGUGCCGAGCGAAAAUCUCUGCCUGCUUUCCUAAAUAAAGUCUCUAAGCAACCGAGGUGGAUGCCGCGAGUUACAGAGAUUGUCCUCUUCGUGCGAAAGAUCGAGCAGAACGAAGAGAUUUGCUACGAUAAAGCUACCAAGGAAUUUCGCGUCUUCAAUGAAAAGCUUGGUAAGUUCACCAACCAUUAUCCUCGUUGGGAAGCCGGCGUGGUGGGUCAGGCAGCUGCGGAGGAUGUAAGCAUUGAAGACCUGGUUACCGAGCCACCCAAGGAGUACCAGGUCAACUACUCCGGCUUUCGGGUGGAGCCGUUGCCUAAUCCUAACAGCGAGGACAAAUCGUUAUCGAAACAGUACAAAUACGUUCCGCUACACCAGACGCGGCCCUUUAUGUUCUGGCAGGAAUAUCUCAGGGGCAUACCUGAAGACAAGUGGCAUCCCACCAUUAAGCACGCGUUUACAGCCAUGUCAUCAUUCUCUCUACUCGAGAAAUUCCACUUUAAAGGCCAAUGGCCUACCGCGGCUAUAUCUUGCAGAGGCAUCUAUAUCGGCUCCGAACUCGUCCUCCUCGGCGACACCGUCCGCCUCACGCCCACAGCCCCCGCCUCUCCCGUGAGCGACGUCCUCGAAAUCACCUCCAUCAAAUUGCACUUCUCGAACCUCGACCUCGCCAGCUCAGACGACAACGACGAGGGCCGCCCCUACAACACCGCCGCCUACGUGACCGGCAAAGCAUACACCAUCGACCCAUCCCGCGCCGCUCCAUCCCUCAAGGCGUCUAUAGAUCCCGCAUCCGGCCUACUGCCCUCCUGUCUUGACGACAGCUUGGACUGGUACCACCUCCACGACCCCUCGAGAUUCUGGCGCGUCCCCUUCAACCGCAUCCUCGGACGGUGUUUCGAGCCCGAAGCGCUGCUCCUCUGGUUCCCCACGACAAUCUCUUCCGCCAGCAGCGCCAACAGUGCCAACAGCGCCUCCAGCAGCCUCGCUAACCUUACCAACGCAACCAUAACAACACCUGCCCACCUAACCGCCGGCCUUCACGGCACCCUCCACGCCCGCGCUUUCGCAACCAAGCACGACCGCCGUAUCCCCCACCAAGACGGCAAGACCUGGUUCUGGGCCGACCACCGCGCUGAGGCGUUGGAUCUCGAGACGCUGAACGGUAUCGAGCUGGCGCGCGUGGACGAGAACAGGGAUCCGAAGACGUGGAGGGCGUUGAUUAGAGUCACGGAGCAUGUGGCGGAUGAGCGAGAUCGGGCGGAAGUGAAGAGGGCGGUUUUGGCGGAGAGGCCGUUGAGGGGGUAUGGCGGGUCAGUUGGGGGACUGAUGAAGGCGGGGUUAGAGGUGGUGGAGGAGGAGGCUGGUGGGAAGGAGGAGGGGAUAAGGAGCGGAGAAGUGAAGAGUAGGAGUUCCUGUGUGGCGGAUGGAUUUGGAGGACUUGUUGACAUUGAAAGCGAUGAGGCGGAUGACCUCAUCGAGCAGUUAGCUGAGGGGAUCGGGUUGGAAUCGGGUGAUGAAGUAGAGGACGGUGCUGAUGGUGAAGGUGACGAGGAGAGUGUCAUGGAGGUGGAGAGCACGCCAAAGAGGCAGAGGGUCGAAGUUGUGCUCUAG